Messenger RNA from Xenopus laevis (African clawed frog), 947 nucleotides. RefSeq names its product dynein axonemal light intermediate chain 1 S homeolog (gene dnali1.S). Gene Ontology annotation, molecular function: dynein heavy chain binding. Gene Ontology annotation, cellular component: cilium; cytoplasm; motile cilium. The transcript is spliced from 6 exons. NCBI's taxonomy places the organism in Eukaryota, Metazoa, Chordata, Amphibia, Anura, Pipidae. The record is from RefSeq and is marked provisional. Bases 15 to 779 code for a protein of 254 amino acids.
GUGCUUCGCUCAACAUGAUUCCCCCGGCUGAUUCGCUGCUGAAACACGAUAACCCGGUGCUCAUAAGCAAGAAUACAGAAAGAAAAUCCCCCAAAUCUCGUCCUCUGAAAGUCAGCAGUCCUCAGACAGUUUUAACAGCUCCCGUCCCACCACCACCUAAACCAAAGACACCUCUCUUAGAUGCAACCAAACCAGCUGAAGAGAUUUUGAAUGCAAUUCUUCCACCUCGAGAAUGGGUAGAGAACAAUCAGCUAUGGAUCCAACAGGUGUCCAGCACACCCAGCACCCGGAUGGAUGUCGUCCACUUACAGGAAGAGCUGGAUAUGAAGUUGCAGCAGCGACAGGCGCGGGAGACUGGAAUCUGCCCAGUCCGGAGAGAGCUUUAUUCACAGUGCUUCGAUGAACUCAUCAGACAGGUGACUAUUAACUGCGCAGAGAGGGGAUUACUCCUGCUUCGAGUCCGUGAUGAAAUACAUAUGACCAUCUCUGCCUAUCAAACCCUCUACGAAAGUAGUGUUGCUUUUGGCAUGAGGAAAGCUUUGCAAGCAGAACAGGGAAAAUCAGACAUGGAAAAGAGAAUGGCAGAUCUAGAGAUGGAAAAGAAAGAUCUAGAAAGACAAGUGAAUGAACAGAAAGCCAAGUGUGAGGCUAUAGAGAAACGUGAGGCAGAGAGACGCCAAGUGGAAGAGAAGAAGCAUGCGGAGGAGAUACAGUUCCUCAAGAGAACUAACCAGCAGCUGAAGGCACAGCUAGAAGGAAUUAUUGCACCCAAGAAGUAAGAAGACAGGAGUAACAUCUGUGGACAGGAUGUCUGUGAUUCGGAUUCUGCUGAAGAGCAAAUGCCAAGAAACCAAUAUUUCUAACUUAAGGACAUUUUUAAUUAUAUUUGGUUGUUGUUUAUAUUAUAGCCUCAGUUGACACAAGAAAUAUUAAAAGGUUGCUCAUUA